AUGGACGUUGCCAAUCUCCUAUCCCAUGACCCUCCACGACCUUCUCGCUCUCAACAGGCCGCGGAGACUACACCCCCAGAGACACAGCGGUUGCAUCAAUACCCUACACGUCACUCUGUCAUGUCCAAUAACAUGUCUCUCGACGGUCAUCGUUUCGCUACCCCGCCCGUCAGUCAGGGUUACGGCAACAAUACUCCAACAGGCUACAGUGUUUCCCCUGCCAGUCCCGCGCCUAAGAACGUCGCAUUCGAACUGCUGUUCGAUGGUGCCACCAAUCAUCGAGCAAGACUGCCAAUGAGGGUGCAAAUCUUUCCCCAUGAUACCACCGACUCGAUUGUGACCACUGUCAAGAAUUUCUACGGGCUUUACGAAGGUGCCGCAAACGGCGUCAGUUUCGAGGAUGACCAUGGGAACACACUCAUUGCGAGAUAUGAGAACUUCCAAAAUAAUAUGGUCGUCUACGUUCGAGUCAUUCCUGAUUACUCGCAGGCAUGGCAGCAGCAGGGCCACAUUCAAAAUCACUCGGCAUCGCCUAUCAAUGCACAGAGGCUUCUUCAUCUCGAUGAAGGCUUUCAAAUGCCCCCCCCUCAGCCCUCGCAGAUACUGAACUAUGGGCAACCCACGUCACGACCAGCAUCCCGAGUGUCUCGAAAGCAGAGUGCAUCUCCACGUCCCAGCAGGGGUCGUCGUAGUGUCUCUGCGCAAAAAGCUCGUUCUCGAUCGGGCCUGAUAAGCCGGGAGGAUAGCUUCCAAGGACAGCUCAACGAUCUCAAUAGCGACACCAUGAAAGGCUACAGCAGUAGUGAUGGCGAAGGAGGCUCUGUAUCCAGCUCUCGCAAAGCCAGAAGCGAGCAGCUCGCAAGUGCAGAUAUCAGUCUUAAUAACAUCCUCGAGGGCAACAGAAGGAAGAGGGCAAAGUUUGAGAGCUCUGAGCUACCUCUGUUUGUGCCACCUCAGGUGCCUGCCCCUAACUCCAUAUCCUCGAUCUCUCCACAGAGACGCUCCAAUGGACAGGACAACCCUUCUCCAUUCGCCCGCCCGACUCAACGACACUUUACCUACAGCCAGCCUCUGCAGUCACCACAGAGCUAUGGGCACGGUGAGCAUACGUACGGAAUUAUUCCUCAGAACAAAUAUCCUUCCAAUGCUCCUCCAGCACCUCAAACUGGACGCCGUCUCCGUGACCGUGCAAACGCACCAAGUCUAUCUACUCGCAUGUCCAAUGGAAUGAUUCCUCGCGCACAAGGUUUUGGAAUACUGCCUACCCCUGAUCCGACCAUAGCCAGUUGUAUCUCCGAUGAGGAUGUGGCCUUGCAGCUCAUGCGACUCGGCGACGCUUCAAAUAUCUCUCACGGACGCACUUCGGCAUCAACGUUGGAUGAUGCGUUCAGUGGACGCGCUGACGCUGCCUCAUCCGCCACCAGCAAUAGUGACGACGAUGGUGAAGAUGCAGAACGACCUUCUCUUCCAGCUCUUCCAGCUCAGCCAAAGCUGGAAGCCAGCCCAGUGCUCCGGCCAAAUGCCAUCAGAAGGCAUCACAAGCACCUUAAUGAUGGCCUGCCCAGCACGGAUAGCACCGAGCCCAGCGGUGACGAGGUAGACGGGGACUACGUGUAUGACGAUAAGAAGGAUGGACUGUUCAAGAGCGAGCCAGAUGACGUGGCCACUGAUUUCGGUCCAGCUGUCAAAACGAAAGUACCUGGAUCGAGGCAUCGCAACAUGUCAAAGGCGAGCAGCGUCAGCUCGUUGAAGAACACUUCCAAGGUGUCCAAGUCGAAGGCAACAGCCAACGCGAAGAAGGCUAAGCCGUCUCCACUUCCCUCUACAGCAAAGGUGCCUCCUUCACCCGCCUCGCUUCCUCCCCCCUCGCGCAAGACAUCUUCUGCGUCGACCGUCAACUUCCAGCACCAAGGCGACGAAGACUUGUCUUCUAAGCCACGCUGCCAACGCUGCAGAAAGAGCAAGAAAGGGUGCGAUCGUCAACGCCCCUGCCAGCGCUGCAAAGAUGCUGGUAUCGGAGCUGAAGGGUGUAUCAGCGAAGACGAAGGUAACGGUCGUAAAGGUCGGUUCGGGAGACACAUGGGUGUGGCUGUCAAGAAAGACGCCCAGGACAUCUCUACACCCAAUGAGACCGAAGAGGCAGGUGCAAUUCUGGAUGGUAUGGCUGGUGGUCAGGAGAAGAGCAAGAAGAGAAAGCGUUAG
Messenger RNA from Letharia columbiana, 2202 nucleotides. RefSeq lists its product as uncharacterized. The record is from RefSeq and is a predicted model, not a curated record. Lineage: Eukaryota; Fungi; Ascomycota; Lecanoromycetes; Lecanorales; Parmeliaceae. The coding region runs from base 1 to 2202 and encodes 733 amino acids. Gene Ontology annotation, molecular function: DNA-binding transcription factor activity, RNA polymerase II-specific; zinc ion binding. Gene Ontology annotation, biological process: regulation of DNA-templated transcription. The transcript has 2 exons.